AAGAGGAAGAGGGCAUUAGGGCAGCUCCUGCUUCUCUCUCGUCAACAAUCACAGUCAGCAGACUAGAUAGACUACAGCAGAGCAGCUCGAACUCAAGAGCGACGCCGCUUUCUUUUAGACACUCGUGAGAUUGUAAUAGCCUAUAUUUUAAAUUCAGUUUGUAAUCGAGAAGUGUGCAUAUAGUCACUAAAGUGGGACAGUCGCGGUGUCGGAGUUGUUGAGUUGUUGUGCGGCAAACCACCCAUGACCAAAGCGCAUGGACUAUUGGAAUACUUCUGCGACGCACGAAUACACUUCGAACUGAAGCAGCGAGUUGGGAGUGCAUUUUGUCCAUCGAAAAUAAUUCCGUUCUAUAUUGGAGGUUACGUUUAUUGACUUUUCAAACCACUGAUAUUUCUUUGUCUGUUUCCCUUUGUUUUGGCUGUCUACACGACUGCUGGACUGGACACAGUCAUGCGCUCUCUGUCUCUCUAUUGUGACAUCAAGUUUCCAGCAUUUUUCCUAGGCUAUUUAUGGUUUAUUUGAAUAGGGACAGAUAUAAUCAAAUUGAUAUAGCGAAUCAACAAUUAUCUGAAACUUUGCAGUGUGUGGGACCAUUUUCAACACCUGACCCUCGAUGGGAUUUUGGAAAGCUUUAUGAGGCUAGAGGACUGGCUAGAACUUCUGUUUCACAGACCUUCACACAGACCUUACCGGACUUCAUAUUUUGUGGACAUCAGAACAGGACAGGAGCCAUCAUGGGUGUCAGGCAGAGUAGCCCCAUGGCUGAGAGUCGAACCCGGGCAUAUUCUAGCCCUGUCCCCUCCUCUGGAGGCAGCACUACCCCAGUGUUCAGAUACACAGCUGGGCCUGGUGGGCCCCAAAUUCACUACACCGGAUGGAACCGACCCAGCUCCUACCACCAGAUUAAUGUAACUCAUGGCGGGCGGAGCAGGACGGAUGUGUUCGGUAACAGUCUGGACCAGGAGGAGCCAGACUGGGAGAGAGGAGAACACCAGCUGAUGAUUGGCUCUCUACCACUUCACCUGUCCCCUAACCUACUGGGAGGGUUCCACUGUCCUGUGUGCAGUAAGUUUUUGGUGUCAGAUGAGAUGGAGAUCCACCUGAUCAUGUGUCUCACCAAGCCACGACUCGCCUACAACGAGGACGUUCUGGAGAAGGAUAGUGAGGAGUGUGCCAUCUGUCUAGACGAGAUGGAGCAGGGAGACACCAUCGCUCGACUGCCCUGUCUCUGUAUCUACCACAAAGGGUGUAUAGACGAGUGGUUUGAGGUGAAUCGUUCGUGUCCAGAGCACCCCUCGGAUUAAAGCUUCAGAUAUCCAUGGCAUGUCUACUAUCUACCUAGUUCAUCCAGAUCUACGUCUUCAUGCUGGCCUAUAAAUCUACUUUACCUAGAUCUACUUCUUCAUGACAUGCUGGCCUAUGAAUCUACUUUACCUAGAUCUACUUCUUCAUGACAUGCUGGCCUAUGAAUCUACUUCAUCCAUAUCUACUUCCUCAUGACAUGCUGGCCUAUGACUCUACUUUACCUAGAUCUACUUCUUCAUGACAUGCUGGCCUAUGAAUCUACUUCAUCCAGAUCUACGUCCUCAUGACAUGCUGGCCCAUGAAUCUACUUCACCUAGAUCUACGGCUGACCUGCUGGUCCGUGAAUCUACUCUACUUAUAUCUACGUCUGACCAGUGUUUGAAGAAUGACGACCCUAGCCUGUAAAGUGCAGCCUACUCUUUUGCCUCACCAGGAUACCCCUAAUAUGCCUGGAAUGCUCAUUUAGAGAUGCUCACAAUAGACUUGUACUUCAGCUGACUGACAAUGAGGACGCUGCUCAUGCUUAUAUAAGACACUGAUGAACGAUGAUGACUUGAGGAACACGGUGGUGCAUGGACACACAGCGAGACUUCAUAUUCCUCUCAGAUCUACUCUAGUGGGUAGGGGUGGAUACCUUCAUUGUUAGUAUUACGCUAUUAUAACAAUGGAUUAAUGGGGUUUGAUUUUAACGGUGUAGAAUGAGGGUAUUUAGACAGCCGUUUCUACUGUAGUAAGACACACGGUCUGAGUGCUGUGGCUGAAACACGCAGUUACUUCUGACCUUCAUUUGUACUUAUGUCAAUUAUGAAAUCGCAUGUUCUGUUGCCCUUCGUUUUGAUUUCUGUGGUUGUGUAAAAUCAAUUUAAAGGGAGCAUACAGGUAAUUAAAACCUUUUUGAUUUACUCCAGACUUCACUGUGAAAUGUAUAUUUUGCAUAAGAGCUUGAAUUCAUCGAAUAAAGAACUAAAGCACAAAUCAGCUCCAGAAUAUGUACUGUAAAAAUAUAGUGAAUAUAUAUGUUCACAAUAUCAUUAAUGUAUGUUUAAAUCAUGGGUAUUACAUAUGUACUAUAUUUUAAUAUUACUGAAUCAGAACUUUCUGAGGUUUAAGAAACUAAGAAUAAAAAUGUAUCAAAUUGA
Messenger RNA from Oncorhynchus masou masou (cherry salmon), 2447 nucleotides. RefSeq names its product E3 ubiquitin-protein ligase znrf2-like. The record is from RefSeq and is a predicted model, not a curated record. Bases 513 to 1307 code for a protein of 264 amino acids. The transcript is spliced from 5 exons. Gene Ontology annotation, cellular component: intracellular membrane-bounded organelle; cytoplasm; membrane. Gene Ontology annotation, molecular function: ubiquitin protein ligase activity. NCBI's taxonomy places the organism in Eukaryota, Metazoa, Chordata, Actinopteri, Salmoniformes, Salmonidae. Gene Ontology annotation, biological process: proteasome-mediated ubiquitin-dependent protein catabolic process; protein K48-linked ubiquitination.